This is a messenger RNA of Morus notabilis, 1300 nucleotides long. RefSeq lists its product as uncharacterized. The transcript is spliced from 9 exons. The record is from RefSeq and is a predicted model, not a curated record. Gene Ontology annotation, molecular function: double-stranded RNA binding. Lineage: Eukaryota; Viridiplantae; Streptophyta; Magnoliopsida; Rosales; Moraceae. Bases 137 to 1051 code for a protein of 304 amino acids.
ACGAGGGUGAUGAUCAUUUUCAUCUGUUUCGUUUCCUUUCCUUUCGUUUCUUAAGUGCCAUUUUUGGCUUUCGCUUUGGCUUUUGCUGUGGCGCCAAAUGUGAAGCCAAAGAGGCUCUCCACUCAUUGUAAAAGAGAUGGCUUUCCAAGCAAAACUUCAAGCUCACACCCAACCUCUCUCACUCUCCUCCUUCGACACCCUUUCCACGCGCCGCUUCGGUCCGUACAGAAGCCGUCUAUCUCUCGCCGCCGCCGCCACCACCACCACCACCACCACAAAAUCCCCUUCUCUCCAAGUAUUGGCUUUUGCCGUUAAGAGAAGCCCUAAGCGCCUCAAAUACGCAAGUCCCCGCUUUACCAAGGAGGAUGAAUUGGUGUAUGUUGAAGUUGAUCCAUCAGGAGCUGAUAGCUGGAAGUUGGAACCGGUUGUGAAUCUCUUGAAAGAGGGAGCUGUUGGGGUCAUUCCUACUGAUACCGUGUAUGCACUAGUUUGUGAUUUGAGAAACCACUCGGCAAUUGAGCGACUUCGAAGAAUUAAAAACAUAGAACCUCUAAAGCCCCUUAGCAUUUUAUGCCACUCCUUCCGGGACAUAGAUAUAUACACAACUGGAUUUCCUAGAGGUGAUGGCCAAGGCCACGCAAACAUAUUCCGGGCCGUGAAGCAUUGCUUGCCUGGGCCUUACACCUUCAUCUUAUCGGCAAGCAAAGAAUUACCCAAACAGUGCAUAAGGUACGGGACUACAACCGCAAAAUACGCGUCAAGGAAAAAUGUUGGUAUCCGAAUGCCUGAUGAUGCAAUAUGUCAAGCAAUGCUAGAGAAGAUGGAGGCACCAUUGAUAUCUACAAGUGUUAAGGGCCCCAAGGAAAAUGAGUGGAUGAUAGAUCCUGUGGUUAUAGCUGAUACCUAUGGACCAGAGGGCCUUGAUUUUGUCAUUGAUGGUGGCUUGAGAGUCGCUGAUCCGUCAACUGUAGUUGACAUGACUGUAAUUCCUCUGAAAAUCGUACGUCAAGGAAAGGGACCAAAGUUACCGUGGAUGGUUGUGGAAGAUUAAGAGGAAUCCGCGAAUGAAAAAAGAAGAUCGCCUCGUCUGCCUCUGCCGGCUUGAACCUUGAGGAAAAUACCAUUUGGAUGCCCGCGUGUCUCAGUCGUUUUUCGUCAUCUUUGAUUUAAGUUUGUUACACAUGUAAAAAAUAGUGUACAUACAAGCUCAGUCGAGAAAUUCGAUGGUUAGAACAAUGACAAUCAAUAUUGGAUGUCACUUCCGUUUUACAUGUAUGUUUCUCCUUAAAUAAAUAAAUAA